Molecule: messenger RNA, 5349 nt
Organism: Larimichthys crocea (large yellow croaker)
Lineage: Eukaryota; Metazoa; Chordata; Actinopteri; Sciaenidae
Gene: cxxih11orf24
Product: chromosome XXI C11orf24 homolog
Exons: 4
Coding region: 1432-2310 (292 amino acids)
Source: RefSeq, a predicted model, not a curated record
CAGACGUACAAAUGACACCAUUCACCUGAUUGAAGUCAGUGUAGCAUCAACAGGGUUUAACAGACAUUAAGUUAUGAGAGAAAAUUUGCAUAUUGAAGAGUUUUGACUUACAGUUCAGCCCAGGACUUCAUCCUUUGACAUACCCACCACAACACUACACAAGUGUAUCACACUCCCACUCCCCCACAGUAACUAUGAUAUGAGUGAUGGUGUUGUUUUCAUCACUGAACAUGAGAUUGUUCUGUGUGGUAGCCGUGUUUACAGUUUCAUUCACUGAAAUUCACUUUCUGUGUACUAAGACAUUCUCAUGUAUCCGUGUGCAUGGAGCCUGUCCUGCAUGUCUUGUGCAUUUCAUGUUGAUUUCAGAGGUCACUCUGAGGCAGACAAGUAGCUUACAAAGAUGUUUUUGCCAAAAAAUGUUAUCGAGCAUUGUUUUGGCAGGACUUGGUGUUUAGAACAAGCUGAGCAAUUGGAUGAAAAGUGCAUUACGUUCGAGUGGUUUGAGAAGUUACGGUUUGUGGAUCUUUUGAUCUGCAGUAAACACUGGACCAGCACACCAAACACCAAUGGAAUGUACUGUAUUGUUUAUUACAUGAAAUCAAGCUGACCACAGCUGUUUUACACUUAAUGACAUGUCUGAAAUCCUUUGGUCAAAAUUCCUCAUGUAUCAAGCACAGCAGCCCUCUCUGUACCCUGUCUGUAGCUCUGUGUUCAGGCGGUCGGUUUCUCAUUCCGCCUCCCUCUUCCGCCCUGCGUACGGACAGCGCGUACGGGAGUGGCGUCACGUUGUCAGGGAGAGAUGUGGCUGCUGGGGAAAAUGUCGCUUUGUAAAGGGAUAUAUUUAAACUAGAGUCAGACUCUGAGCACGAAGAGGCAACACAACAAGUCCAGGCAGCGAGGAGAGAGGAUAUUUCUGAAUGGUUACAAGAAGACUACAGCAGGUUCCAGCCCACCAAUAUGCAUGGUUGACCACCAGCCUGCCUUGAACCUGUGUGUAAUCUAUCUACAGAGCAGACUAUGGACUCUACGUCUGAGGGGAAUAAAGCACUGUUACAGAUACUAGGCCUACAGGAGCUCUGUGAGGGGGAUUUCUCGGCUGGAGAAUCAGGGUGGUGCUGCUCAGCUGUGUGGUGCAAUGCAUAUGGGGUCCCCAGACAGUCAACUCUCAGACUCAGACUGGUCCUUGAUUGAACCUCGACACGCAGCCGGCUACAACCUCUUGCUUCCCUGGUCUUGCAAACUGGCCUGCGAGAUCCCUACAUCUCUCAUUGGGAGCAACAUCCAACAUAACCUAUAAGACAAUGUAGGAGAGAAAAAAAAUUAUAUGGUAAAAAUGUUGAAAAUCGAACAGUUGACCCAGUCGAGCCAGCAGCCCCUCUUUCUUCUACCAACCUGGCUACUCAUGUUAUAUCCAACGGCAGUGGCACCAUCAUGUCCACAACAGCCAAGUACGAGACAACUACAAUUAAAACCACAACAAAACCAAUGUCUACUACAACUACAGCUACAACAUCUCCAAUAACUACAACAACAUCGACGACAUCUCCAACAACAGUGACUCCGACAACAGCGUCUCCAACGACAAUGUCCCCAACAAUAACAUCUCCAACAACAACGACAACAUCUCCUCCAACAACGACGACAUCUUCAACAACGACGACGACGACAUCUCCAACAACAACAGUGACUCCGACAACAGCGUCUCCAACGACAAUGUCCCCAACAAUAACAUCUCCAACAACAACGACAACAUCUCCUCCAACAACGACGACAUCUUCAACAACGACGACGACGACAUCUCCAACAACGACGACAACAUCUCCAACAAUAACGUCUCCGACGACAUCUCCAACAUCUAAGGCAGCAACACACCCUUCAACAACCGUAAAAGCAACAGUGAAACUUACAGAAUCAAACACAACUGUUGCUAUAACUACAACCACAGGUAUGAAGAAGUCACCUCCGUCAUCAUCAUCAUCAGCUGCCACGCCACCUCCAAAUGCCUCAAGUACUCACCAGGUACCCACCACACCUGCUACUAUAACAGUUACCAGUAACACAACUGGCGGCACUCAAAAUGAGCCGGUUGUUUCAGGAACGAGGGCUUCAGUGGUAGAAGUAGCAGGAGCAGCUCUGACCAGACAGCUGGUGGACACAGCGUCUCUGCUGGCCGUCUUGCUCUUCGGCCUGCUCUUCUUCUUAGUCACAGUGGCUGUGUUCGUCACACAAGCCUUCGAGAGCUACAGGAGAAAGGACUACACCCAGGUGGACUACCUGAUCAACGGCAUGUACACAGACUCUGGGGUGUGAGGGAGAAAAGGGAGAAGCACAACUCGAGGAGAUUGUUUUUGCACUCUGAGUCAGAGACUUCAGAAGAGAAGGCUGUCACUCAUCUGUUUCUAUCCAAUUAACACUUUCUUUCUGUCUUUCCUGCAUCUUUCUUGAUUGUCUGAAUGUGAAGAGUUUGUCCCAUUUCUGCCAAAUGUUGAGCAACAUAAAUAGUGGUUACACUCCUACAACAGAAUCACCUCUACGUUGGUUGCAGGUGGUUUUUAUCAUGAAAAACAUGAUUGGAAAUGAAUUCAGAUUUGUUCUGACAUUUAAUAACAAAUAGUGAACAUCAAUUUGGUCAUUUUACAUCUAAUUUUGCCAAAAUAUUUCUUACAUAUCACCCAUGUAACUCUCCUUACUGCAGUGAUGUAAACAUGUACUCCGGGGUGUUCAGGACACUCUGACAUCACUGUUGCCCGUGGUUACAGGAAACCACAGCUCAAGCAGAAGUAGCCAGAUGUUCACAGAGGUUGGAAUAUACACACACCUUUUUGUUUUACCUGUGCAGUCUUGGAUUUUUAGGAAGAAAGAAAUUAUUCAAAAAACAAAAUAAGAUGCUAUUUGUAAUCCUUAUACAACAGAAGUGUGCCAUGAUAAAAAUGAGACAUAACCAGCAUAAAGAGCUGGACAUGAAACUUAAAUCUGAACUAAACAGCCAUGUGGAAAAGUGUUUUCUCAGAAAGACUUUGGAAUUUCACACAGGUUUCCUGCCAGCUCAGUACUGUGGAAUCAUCGCUCUGCACUACCACAGAUGUGGCCUGCUGUGUUGAAGCCUGAUGCUUGUGUGUUAGGGCCAGAGUAUAUACAGUGUGGUGUCUGGUUUAGCUGGUAGGCCAGAAAAAGAGAUCCGUAUGUCAUCUCAGUCGAGACAUCAAGUAGAUAUUCUUCAGUGUCAGUCAGUCUGUUAACGUCGGCUCCAUGUUCUCUGCUCCAUGUUCAUCUGUUUGUUUGGACAGCAGCCACUCUGUUUGGUGACGGUGAUCAGGUCAGACAGACAUAUUAAAACAAAAUGUCUCAUUCAGUUCACUCUGAGAAUAAGAUCCAACCAGGUGACAUUAGUGACAUUCAGGAACCUGAUUUAAUGUGAGGCAGAGCAGCCACAGAUCUCGUACCAACGGCAGCUGUGCACACACUCCGUCUUGCAUGGACUGUUUCACUGACUGUUUCUGGAGAAUAUGCUAUAUAUUCCCAAUAGUGAGGAAUGACCGGGAAGAGCACUGUUGUCAUAACAACAGAUUGACAUUAACCUUUGCAUACCCACAUAAAGUAUGACUGCUAGCCUUUCACAUUUGAUGGAGGCGUUCACAUUCCCCUCUUUCUAGUCUUUGAGCAAAGCUAAGCUAGCCACAUGCUUGGCCUCUGCUCAUCUGUGGUUAACAGCAAAUAAGUCUGUACGUUUUCCAAAUGUUUUUUUUAAGGUUCCAUUUCAAAGUCUUACCAUUUCUUUCUUCUUUCAUUUCAUUCCACAUGCUCUCAGACAUUUCAGCUAUUUUUUACACCCAUAUCCUGCAGUGAAUCAUGGGAAGAGGGCCAUACUAGAUUGUUUACUUCAAUAUAUUUUCUACUUUUGCUCACGAUGAAUGUAUUUUUGAAUGCUCAGCUAUUUGUACUACAUUGAUUGCAUUUCAUGUCUGUUUGUAGAUGUUUCAUGUUUCACUGAUGAACAUGAAUCUUAAACCAGUCACCAUCCACCAUGUUUGAGACUCCUCAUUAUUCCUGAAACGAUAUCUAUGAUAUUAAUGAUUCUGGACAAAUGUUCUUGUCACCUCUAACACUUUUUCUUUCUUCCUGCUGUCCAGUUGUUCUCAAUGGUGUUUCAAAAAGAACAGAAGUCAGUAUCCAUGCCGCACGUUAAAUUACAGUUGCCUUUUCUCUUUUCUUGACCAGUUUGUAUUAACACUCUUCUUCUGAGCCGCUCAUGGUUGACAGACAAUUGCCAAAAAAUCACUGAAGCACAUUAUUGUAUGAUGAAGCCAAGGAAAACAUAAAGCCAUUAUCAAUAUGAAUGACAUGAACUGUACUUGUAUGAGUAGACCUGAAAGCUUUCACAGCAGAAGAUAUUUUCAAAUCAAAUCUUAUUUUUGUGUAAUUGUGUGUUUCAUCUUUUUGUAUCAGACCAGCCAAUUUUGUGUUUUGUUAAUAUGAAUAUCUCUAUAAGUCUAUAAGUUUGUCAUAUCAUAACUCCUUUGUUGUUUCUGGAACAGUGUUUGAAAAAUGUUGGUUCAGAGAGAGGUCAUGGGUGGAGAAUCUCAGCCAGAAUUUUCCCAUUUAAAAAUGUGUUAUCUAUCCCAUUACGUUGAGAAAAUGAAAUCAGGAACAAGGUCUUGAUCCAGAUAUCUCAAGAAAACACUUUUUUCUACUCAUGAAAAUUUGAUCUUGACCUCAUUAUGUUGAGAAGACUCUAUCUGAUAUCUUUAAGAAAAGGCUAGGUUUAUCUUGAAUGACCAAAAUUAACUUUACAUUCUCAUUUUAAAAAGUUUUCCUAUUAGCUUCGGUAAAAAGAAUAUUACUUUCAGGAAACAAAAAUCAAAACUCUUGAACUAUGAAAAAUCAUUAACUUAACUCAUGAUCUCAAUAACGGUUGAACCCAUGAGCCCUCUCUGCUUAAAUAUGACGUGAUCGAUUGUAGUUUUUUUUUUCUUGCCAACUGUGACAAGAAAACCAUUUCAGUUACCUUGACAUCGGAAGAGGCUCUGCAGCUACGAUUGGUGCCCAGGCUUCUCCAGCCUUAUGUGAGACGGCCUUUGAUGUCUGCAGUGAUGACAGAACGUUGUUAUACUGUAUCCAACUGUCCUGGAUGAUGUCACUUGUGUCCAUGACGUCAGACUUCUCGCUGUUAUUUGGAUCUUCUGAUGUCAGUAACUGUAGAGAGAGCCGUUCAAGGUCCUGGAAAGAACACGGAGUGUCCAUACAUGACAGAGAGAAGAUGGCUGCCGUGUGCUAACUCAACAUUGUAUGAAUGCACUUUGAAAAGAUUUUUACUUGCAGAGAAUAAAUAAUAAAAAAGAACUAAAUUGA